AUGUUUGGUAAUGAAGUAAAUGCAUUUUAUGUCAUUGACAGUCUUGAGGAUGAAGAGUCUGAAAAUGAAAUGACUGAUGAUAAAAUAAAUGAUUCUUUAAAAUCAAUCUUGGAAUUGAAUUUGCUUCACCGGUUCAUUGUUAUUUCUGUUGCCCUUUUUGUGACUUUGUACAUUAUAGAUAAAGGAGCUGUAAUUCUGAUUGCAAUAUUCAACAAAAUUCUUCGAUUUUUAUUUGAUCCAUUCUGCCUUCCUGUAAGUGUUUCUGGGCUCAAAAGAUUAGCAAAAUUUAAUGCUUUGACAAAUGGGAUCAAAAAGUAUAUUAACUGCAGUAAAUGCCAUAUCAUUUAUGAAAAUAACAAUACUUCUCCUAUUUGUUGUACAUUGCCUGUGUUUGGAAAACACUCUCUGUGUGGCAACAGCUUAUUCAAGACUGGGUUUGGGUCAAUAGUACCAAAAAAGACAUUUGUAUUUCACUCAGUCAAAAAAGCAUUGAAGACAUUCUUCCAGUGCCCUAAUUUCGAAAACAAUAUCAAUUCGUGGAACUGCGGCCCAAAAAUAGAGAAUACUCUGUUUGAUGUGUAUGAUGAGACAAUGUGGAAUGAGCUUGUAGAUGUAGAUGGAAUUCUUUUUCUUGAUACUGCGCGGUCCCUUAUGCUCACAUUAAAUAUUGACUAG
This is a messenger RNA of Phycomyces blakesleeanus NRRL 1555(-), 675 nucleotides long. RefSeq lists its product as hypothetical. The transcript is spliced from 2 exons. Lineage: Eukaryota; Fungi; Mucoromycota; Mucoromycetes; Mucorales; Phycomycetaceae. The record is from RefSeq and is a predicted model, not a curated record. Bases 1 to 675 code for a protein of 224 amino acids.